AGGAAAGAAUGUGGUUUAAGAUACAUCUAAGAUAGGUCUUCAUAUUACUCUUUAUAGGUUAAUAUCUUUUGGGACACAGCUUUGAAGUAAGGAGUUAUGCUUCUAAGGUUUCAAUAAGAAAUCUCAUUCCUUCAAAUAGAUUCGUGUUCAUCACUUUGUGCAGUAAAAGUCACCUCAGGGCAGAUUCUAUUCAUUGGAAAAUGACUGUCCUAAGGGUCUUGGACUUCUUAGAUUCACAAGAGCUUCUAAUUAUGGCCAAAGCCUUGGCCACUGCUGAAGAUUACACUGUUUAGCAGAGUUUGUUCUAUGAUGGGUAUAAGGAUUUGCCUGGUAAGAAAGUGGUAUGAAUUUGACUUUAAAUAUUUGAAAAGACCAGUUAUUCUUCCAUCUCAGUCAUUUCUUAUUUUGGUUUACUUUAAAUAAAACCAAGUGGCUUAAAGUCAAAAUAAAUUUUGUUGCGCAGCAACUGACUUUAAUGCUUUUAUUGGAAAGCAUAAACUGUUUACAUGGGAGAAAAAUUUUGCUUUUUUCAUGUUUUUAUAACAGACGAAGUAAGAGAUGCAAUGAAAGAAAUAUUUUUCUUAUUUGACAGAAUAAUAACUAUAAAGCUUUCUAAAUGUGUAUCAUUUCAGGCUAAUACAGUGGGAGAGUAGCUCUGAAAUGUCACUAACUAGCACAAGGCUUCCUGAUUUGCUGGAGUUGCCUUCAUGCAUAUUUGCAUUGAGUGCUGUGAUUGAAGCACUGAUAUUUGUAUCUGUCUUGCAGUUAGGGCUAUGAUGACAGUGAUCUGCUGCUUGCAUGUUUCAGCAGGGUCUGGAUGGACCUUGGGAUGYUAUUCAGGGGGACUGUCACAGGUUGAGAAAAUGGCUGGUAGAAACUCAAGUUCAGUACUUGCAGGACUUGUGGAGUCCUGCACUUGGAACCCAAGAGUCUCAUGCAACAGCACAGUCCUGGCUGCUGCUCUGAUAGAAAAUGGCUCUGCAUCAAAAAAGGACCUAGUGUUGUAAAAGCUGAGUCCAAGUCACCAGCACGCCCUUCCAGGGAAGAGGAGCAGCCUCAUGCUGGGCUCUGUAGGUUGAGGAGAGUGAUUUUUACCUCUGAUCAGCGCUGGCAAAGUUGCAUCUGAGUUUCCAAUUCCCCCAUAAGAACAAAGUAACACACUUGCUUGAGUCCCUUGGUGUAAUUAGCAAGCUGAAACACGUGGUGCACAAGGAGAAGCUGGUAGUAUUGGGGUUUCAUUGCUCUCCUCAGCUACCUGUACGGAUAUGAAGGAGACAGACUCUUCUUGGAGGUGGCAGUGGGUGAAACGCAGCAGAUGUAGGUGACAAUAGGAAAAAAUCUUGUUAGGUAUUAGGAAAAGAUUCCACCACAAUAGCCAAGCCAUGGAACAAGGGCCCAAAGAGACUGGAGUCUCCCUCCCAGGAGCUGCUCUGAAGUUGACUGGACAAGGCCCUGGGCUCCCUGUCCUUAAGUGUAUUCUGCUUUGACCAGGUGUUUGGACCAGAUAAACUGUAGAGACCCCUCAUAAUUUCAGUGAAUUUUCAUGUGCUAAGCAAGAAAAUAUCACUGCCUUAAUCUCACAGUUAUCUUGUCCUCUAGUAACAUCCCACCUGCGGCUCACCUGCUUCUGAGAUUAGACUUCAAACCAGUAGGAGGAGAGAGAUAUCUCUGUUGGUUCUGUGGAGGCUUUUCUGUAAUACACAAUGCCCCAUGCAAAACACUGAAAGCAUAUUAUUACCGUUUGGAGAAGGAUAUAGAUCUGCAAAUGGCAGAAUUGACACUGACAUGUUUUUAACAUUCAAACUCUACCUGUUCAUUUUACACCAGUCUGAAACUCUUAUUAUAAAUGUAUGAUUCAAAGGAAAAGACAUCAAAUACGCUGAUAAAAAGAUAUAUUGUUGCAAUAAGAAAAAAAUUGAGCUAAGUUAUGAUAGCAUUGGCAAUAGUAACUGCUUCGUGGGCUAAUAGUCCCGUCAUUUUUAGUAGAAUGCUAAAGGGAAAAUAGUUAAUGUUGUCCAAGUUGGAAAAUUAUUCAUACAGCUGCUUGCUGAAUGUGUUCUGAUGCUAGAAUCAAAGCAGUAUAAAUUCUCUUUAAUCUUUGUUCAUGUGUGUGUACUCAUUUUUCAGACUGCGGCAAGUAAAGAGAGAAUCUCUGGACACGAUUUCCUUGUUGGACAURUUUACAGGGGUGUGGAGACAUUGGGAAAGGAACUUUUUAUGUAUUUUGAUCAGAAAGCUUUGAGGAUUCACUUCGGUAUGAACGGUUCCAUGUCUGUUAAUCCUGAUGGAAGCAAAGACAGAAAUGGAGCCCAACCAAUUCUGGAGAUACAGCUUACAGAAGAUACUGUUUGUUUUUUUGAUGUGACACUAGAGUAUAGGAAUGCAGCUGAGUGUGAGCAGAAAGUAAGGGUGAUGGAAAGCUUGGAUGUCUGUUCUCCAAAAUUUAGCUUCUCACGAGCAGAGCAUGAGAUUAAGCAGCAGAACACCCGCAUGUUGUGUGAUGUGUUACUGGAUCAAGCAGUAUUACCUGGAGUGGGAAAUAUCAUAAAAAAUGAAGCACUGUUUGAUUCUGGUCUUCAUCCAGCUGUUAAGGUUUGCCAACUGACAGAUGAGCAUAUACGUCACUUGGUGAAAAUGACACGUGAUUUUACAUUGCUUUUUUAUAAGUGCCGCAAAACUGGGUCUCCACUCUACAAACACUAUAAAGUGUACAAGCGUCCAGCCUGCAGGGAGUGCAAUGGCAGCAUCACCGUGUGUCGUUUAGGAGACAAUAACAGGAUGACUUACUUCUGCUCUCAGUGUCAAAAAAUGGAUCCCCAGCUUCUCAAUCUUAGCAAACUGCCAGCGCGAAAUAGCCUAAUUGGCUGGGCAUAUGGCAGGGGGUCAUGUUCUAAUGAACAUGUAGCUCAGAAAUCUGAAGAAGAAUGGACGUGUAUGCGUUGUACCCUAAUAAACAAGCCUUCUGCUGARAUUUGUGAUGCCUGUUUGACUUCAAGACCUGAAGUUCCAAAGAUGGAGUGUUUUGAAGAUUCUGCAGCCUUUAACACAAACUUAAUGAAGUACCCUUGUAAUAAUUUCAGAAAACCAAGCACAGAAAUAAAGAUCAAUAGGAAAACUGCAUUUGGAACUACAACUCUUGUCUUGACAGAUCUUGGUAACAAAAUAAGAAAUGAUACCCAGGUAUCCAAUGAACUCUGUCAGUGUGUUACUCCAAAAACCAAUUGUAAACAGAUCCAAAGCAAUGCCUACCAGUCAGGGGGAAGCACAGACAAGGACUGCUCAGCACACAUAACUGCUCUGGCUUUGUCCUCAUCUCAGCAACCUGUCUGUUUCAAACAUGUACAGAAGAAACAGAAAACUGAUCAUAUACCUUCAACUCACCCAUAUAAUACAGCAAUCAGCGCACCUCAAACUAAUGGGACAGAUGAUACUCGUAUCUUAAGCACAGGCCAUCCUCGCUGCAGUAAACACUGCCGUCUCUGCAGCCUCAGAGUUGUGAGGAAAGAUGGAGAAAACAAGGGAAGGCAGUUUUAUUGCUGCCCUCUACCCAGGGAAACUCGGUGUGACUACUUUCAAUGGGCUGACUUGGAUUUUCCAUUUUGUAACCAUGGCAAGCGAUGUGUUAUGAAGACUGUGUUGAAGAUUGGUCCCAAUAAUGGGAAGAACUUUUUUGUGUGCCCUCUUGGCAAGGAAAAACAGUGUGGCUUCUUUCAGUGGGCAGAAAAUGGGCCAGGUAUGCAGAUUCUUCUGUGAUGCUCAUGUUACAGUUACCUGUUUUUCAGGAUGUCUUAAGAACACAACUUUAGUAGUAAUUUCUGUUUUGUUUUGUCUUUUUCCCUGUUCACUAGUUAACUAGAAAAAGAGCUCCAAAGUAAAGAACAGCAGAUCUAGAAAGAGUAAUUUUACAUAGUCCUAUAAAAAUUAAACACUGCUUGUAUGCUGCCUACAAUUCUGAAAUAAACAUUUAGCUUUCAACAUAUUGUGACAUAUUGUUGUAUUUCUAAUAAAAAAUUGCACUGCUCCUUUUUUAUGUGUUGUUUUAAAUUGGUAAACUUUAAGUGUAAACAUGUAUUUAGCAAAAGUGAAUAAAAAGAAUACAUUUUAAUAAAUACUGCUUCAUGCUUUCUCAGAGCUUAAAAUGAAACAGCAAUGGACUGUAAAAUUCAA
Messenger RNA from Malurus melanocephalus (red-backed fairy wren), 4167 nucleotides. RefSeq names its product nei like DNA glycosylase 3 (gene NEIL3). The record is from RefSeq and is a predicted model, not a curated record. Gene Ontology annotation, biological process: base-excision repair. Gene Ontology annotation, cellular component: nucleus. The transcript is spliced from 9 exons. Gene Ontology annotation, molecular function: damaged DNA binding; zinc ion binding; DNA N-glycosylase activity. The coding region runs from base 2062 to 3753 and encodes 563 amino acids. Lineage: Eukaryota; Metazoa; Chordata; Aves; Passeriformes; Maluridae.